AUGUGCUACGAUGCCGAGUACAAAGUGCAGCUGGCAAUGUGCGUGAGCACCUGCCCAGGCCGCGGUCCGACACCAGCAAAGGAAGAGCAAGGUGGGACCUGUGCCGCUGGAGAUUCCUCUUGCAGAGCCCAGGGGUCAGGCGCCCGUCGCUUCCUCCUUUACGACACAAAGUACGGUGAGGGCUUCAACCUCCAACGUGAGGUUUAUCCUCGAGCUGGCUGGAUCGUUGCAGAGGCCAACAAGGCUUUGGCAGCCAAAUGCGGAUCCAAAAGUGACGGCGAUUGUGCUCGGUGGGUUCUCGUCUUACCACCCUGGUGCCAGGUUGCACAUUGGUGGACCGGUCCGGAGCACGUUUACUGGCGUACCUUUUUCGAUUCAGAUGCGCUCACGGACUCCAAGGUCCCCGUAAUCGAGUUUGACGAGUACGUCAAAGCGGUCGGGGGGCAGUCUGUGGACAUGGCCGUGUCUUUCGAGACGGAUCAGCUCUUGAAGCAGACGGAGCAGCUGACAGGUGGCAGCGGCAAGUUCAUGGGAUUUGCAGGGAGCAUCAGCGACUGCAAGACCAAAUAUGUGAAGCCGCUGGAGUUCCGCAAGCUAGCGACUGGCGAGUUCCAGAUCGUGUACGCAGGGCACUGCGAUGGCGCGAUCGCUGCAAAGGAGCUGCGCUGUGCCUCGCUAGACGGGCCGUGGCCACAGGGAGUGGUGGAUCUUGUCCUCGCCUUGACGUCGAAGGUCGGUUCUGUGCUGCUGAAGAAUUACGAUUAUCUUCUGUCCCCUGACAGUGAGCAGCUGGAUGAGCUUGGUCUCCGGGAGUCGAUGCUCUUCGCAGCGGACUUGAGAGCUCAUGCAGACGAGUUCAUCCGGAAUGCGUUUCAGGGCGAAGGGUACUUGUCCGCGCACUGCCGACGAACGGAUUUCUUGAGAGCUCGGGAGAAGACCACCCCCGACGUGUCGAACAUAGCUUUGAAGCUGAACGAGGUGCUGGAGCAGGAAGGGCUGAAGCAGGUCUUCAUUGCUACCGAUGCGCCCGAUGACCUCAGAGCUGCGCUGCAGGAUCAGGUGCACGGAGUCGUUGUCUUCUACGAUAAGAAGAGCGGUGCCAAGCAAUUCGACCACAAGGGCAAGCAGGCCACGAUCCGCGGCGAGGGCUGGGCUGUGUAA
Symbiodinium necroappetens is the source of this 1161-nucleotide messenger RNA. The record is from the annotation of a GenBank genome assembly. NCBI's taxonomy places the organism in Eukaryota, Dinophyceae, Suessiales, Symbiodiniaceae.